Messenger RNA from Symphalangus syndactylus (siamang), 5986 nucleotides. RefSeq names its product ubiquitin protein ligase E3B (gene UBE3B). The record is from RefSeq and is a predicted model, not a curated record. Lineage: Eukaryota; Metazoa; Chordata; Mammalia; Primates; Hylobatidae. Gene Ontology annotation, biological process: protein polyubiquitination; ubiquitin-dependent protein catabolic process. Gene Ontology annotation, molecular function: protein binding; ubiquitin protein ligase activity.
GCGGAACUGUCAUUUUCCGGAACUGGAUGCUUGCUUUCUGGCGGAGUUCUGAAAGCGAACACCCCGGGGCAAGAUGGCGGUUGUGCGUCGGCUGCUGCCCCGGGUCUGGCAGAACUCGGGUGUUUUGGGCUGAGACAGUGGCAGCUGCGGCCCCGACCCCGAGUGCGGGGACCUCCAGCGAAUAAAGGGUUUGUGCAAGUUUGCAAACAUGUUCACCUUGUCUCAGACCUCGAGAGCAUGGUUCAUCGAUAGAGCCCGUCAGGCACGAGAAGAAAGGCUUGUGCAGAAGGAGCGGGAGCGGGCAGCUGUCGUGAUCCAGGCCCAUGUCCGGAGUUUUCUCUGUCGGAGUCGACUGCAGAGAGAUAUCAGGAGAGAGAUUGAUGACUUUUUUAAAGCAGAUGACCCUGAGUCCACUAAAAGAAGUGCACUUUGUAUUUUUAAGAUUGCCAGGAAACUGCUGUUCUUAUUCAGGAUCAAAGAGGAUAAUGAGAGAUUUGAGAAGUUGUGUCGCAGCAUCCUGAGCAGCAUGGAUGCUGAGAAUGAGCCUAAGGUGUGGUAUGUGUCCCUGGCUUGUUCUAAGGACCUCACCCUCCUUUGGAUUAAACAGAUCAAGAGCAUUCUGUGGUACUGCUGUGAUUUUCUCAAGCAGCUCAAGCCUGAAAUCCUGCAGGACUCCCGACUCAUCACCCUGUACCUCACGAUGCUUGUCACCUUCACAGACACUUCAACGUGGAAAAUUCUUCGGGGAAAAGGUGAAAGUCUUCGACCAGCGAUGAACCACAUUUGUGCAAAUAUAAUGGGACAUCUCAACCAGCAUGGAUUUUAUUCUGUGCUGCAGAUAUUGUUAACCCGUGGCCUGGCAAGACCCCGUCCUUGUCUAUCCAAAGGCACUUUAACAGCAGCCUUUUCUCUAGCGUUACGCCCUGUGAUUGCUGCACAGUUCUCAGACAAUCUGAUUCGGCCGUUCCUCAUCCACAUCAUGUCUGUGCCUGCUCUGGUGACUCAUCUCAGCACAGUGACCCCUGAGCGCCUCACUGUUUUAGAAUCCCAUGACAUGCUUCGUAAAUUCAUCAUAUUUUUAAGAGACGAAGAUCGAUGCCGUGAUGUAUGUGAAAGUUUAGAAGGAUGCCAUACACUUUGUCUAAUGGGCAACCUUCUACACUUGGGCUCCCUCAGCCCCAGAGUGUUAGAGGAGGAGACAGAUGGGUUCGUGAGUUUGCUCACCCAGAUGCUGUGCUACUGUCAGAAGUACGUGUCCCAGAAGAAGUCCAACCUGACCCACUGGCAUCCUGUCCUUGGCUGGUUCUCCCAAUCUGUGGAUUAUGGCCUUAACGAGUCAAUGCACUUGAUCACCAAACAGCUGCAGUUCCUGUGGGGGGUGCCUCUGAUCCGGAUCUUCUUCUGUGACAUUCUGAGCAAGAAGCUGCUGGAGAGCCAGGAGCCAGCCCACGCACAGCCAGCAUCCCCUCAGAAUGUGCUCCCAGUGAAGAGUCUCCUAAAGCGUGCUUUUCAAAAGUCGGCAUCAGUCCGGAAUAUUCUCAGGCCUGUCGGGGGUAAACGGGUCGACUCUGCAGAAGUCCAGAAGGUUUGCAACAUCUGUGUCCUCUACCAGACCUCACUGACAACUCUCACACAGAUUCGGCUGCAGAUACUCACAGGUCUCACUUACCUUGAUGACCUGCUGCCCAAACUGUGGGCAUUUAUCUGUGAGCUCGGGCCCCACGGAGGGUUAAAGCUCUUCUUGGAAUGCCUGAACAAUGACACUGAAGAGUCCAAGCAACUCUUGGCCAUGCUGAUGCUGUUCUGUGACUGUUCGCGGCACCUCAUCACAAUCCUUGAUGACAUUGAAGUUUAUGAAGAACAGAUUUCAUUCAAACUGGAAGAGCUGGUCACCAUCUCCUCUUUCCUGAAUUCCUUUGUGUUUAAGAUGAUCUGGGAUGGAAUUGUAGAGAACGCCAAGGGCGAGACCUUGGAGCUGUUCCAGUCUGUCCACGGGUGGCUGAUGGUGCUGUACGAGCGGGACUGCCGGCGGCGCUUCACCCCUGAGGACCACUGGCUGCGAAAGGAUCUCAAACCUAGCGUGCUCUUCCAAGAACUCGACAGGGACAGAAAACGGGCACAGUUGAUCCUGCAGUACAUCCCACAUGUCAUCCCUCACAAAAACAGAGUUCUCCUGUUUCGAACCAUGGUUACCAAGGAGAAGGAGAAACUGGGGCUGGUGGAAACCAGCUCUGCCUCCCCGCACGUCACUCACAUCACCAUCCGCCGGUCCAGGAUGCUGGAGGAUGGCUACGAGCAGCUUAGGCAGCUCUCCCAGCACGCCAUGAAGGGGGUCAUCCGUGUGAAGUUUGUCAAUGACCUUGGGGUGGACGAAGCAGGGAUUGAUCAAGACGGUGUUUUUAAGGAGUUCUUGGAAGAGAUCAUCAAGAGAGUAUUUGACCCAGCACUCAAUCUGUUCAAGACAACCAGUGGGGAUGAGAGGCUGUACCCCUCACCCACAUCCUACAUCCAUGAGAAUUACCUGCAGCUCUUCGAGUUUGUGGGGAAGAUGCUGGGGAAGGCUGUGUAUGAGGGAAUUGUGGUGGACGUGCCAUUCGCAUCCUUCUUCCUGAGCCAACUGCUUGGGCACCACCACAGCGUCUUCUAUAGCUCAGUGGAUGAACUGCCCUCUCUGGACUCCGAGUUCUAUAAAAACCUCACCUCCAUCAAGCGCUAUGACGGGGACAUCGCUGACCUGGGCCUGACGCUGUCUUACGACGAGGACGUCAUGGGUCAGCUUGUUUGCCAUGAACUGAUUCCUGGAGGGAAGACCAUUCCUGUUACAAAUGAAAAUAAAAUUAGCUACAUCCAUCUGAUGGCACAUUUUCGAAUGCACACUCAAAUAAAAAACCAGACAGCUGCCCUCAUUAGCGGAUUCCGUUCCAUUAUCAAACCCGAGUGGAUCCGAAUGUUCUCAACUCCUGAACUGCAGCGUCUCAUCUCCGGCGACAAUGCUGAGAUUGAUCUGGAAGAUUUAAAGAAGCACACAGUCUACUACGGUGGUUUCCAUGGAAGUCACAGAGUCAUCAUCUGGCUCUGGGAUAUUCUGGCCUCCGACUUCACGCCGGAUGAGAGAGCUAUGUUUCUGAAGUUCGUGACCAGCUGCUCCAGACCCCCGCUCCUGGGAUUCGCCUACCUCAAGCCUCCCUUCUCCAUCCGCUGCGUGGAGGUGUCAGACGAUCAGGCUGUGCACGUCCAGGCUCGUUGCUUCAUUUCCUCAUUGGCCAAAGGAGAAGGAAUGCCUUCAGGGUUACCGAGCUCUGUGUGUCCCAAGCAUGGCCCACUGUGGGUGCUCAAAUGAGAGUCCUACUCCCCAUAAAAACCCAGUGGCCGUCUCUGGGUGUAGCUGCCUCUCUUGAUGCAGUUUGAGCCCCUGAGGCCGCCUUGUACAGGGAGCUACACAGUCCUCGGCCUCCAUGCUUAAGGGAAAAUUGGCCCAAGUCAUGGUCUGCCACCAGCCACGGCACCGGUGAGGAGGGAGGAGUGCACUCAGAAAUGUUUGGGCACCUAACAGAGUUUUUACAGCAUUCUACUUUUUGACAGUUGGUUAACCAAUAAUUCGCUGUGAACCGGAAGGCCCCAUUUCCAAAAGCUUACUUAGUGCAGGAAUUCUCUGUGCAGGCCCUAAGGAGAAGGGGUUCCUUCUCUGGAAGCCAGUCAUCUUGUGUCUGGGGCUUGAUCUCGGGUAGUGGUGCCAGGGCAGCGCCCUGCACUCUGCCCAGCAUCCAGGCGCUGGCCAGAACCCCUCCCUGGGCUCCCUGGCCUUGGCAUCUGCCUGGGCUCCCAAACUGGGCCCUUCCCAAUCCAAGGCCAUGAUGUGUGCCUUCAGGACACCGGGGACACUCUGGGCAGCGUCCUCCGGGGCUUCUUCACCAUCCGCAAGCGGGAGCCAGGCGGCCGCCUGCCCACCUCCUCCACCUGCUUCAACCUGCUCAAGCUGCCCAACUACAGCAAGAAGAGCGUCCUCCGCGAGAAGCUGCGCUACGCCAUCAGCAUGAACACCGGCUUCGAACUCUCCUAGCUCCUGUCCCGGCCCUGCCUCCAGGGCUCCUGGGCUGCCAGGGACCUUCAGCUCCCAGAGGCAGUGUGGUCCCUGGGAAUGUGACCAACAUUCCAGGUGACGUUGGCCCCUAGACCCUCUCUAUAGCCAUGAGACUCCUUGUGGCCUCAAGAACUUUAGACGCCCACGACAGCACUACACAGCAUCUCCAGAUGAUGCCCAAGGCACAGGGCUGCAGAAAAUAAACCUCCAGAUUCCAUCAGCACAGGUCCAUUCUUCCUGGUGAUGGCAGAGGGGCUUCUUUUAGCUAGUUUGAUCUUUUGGAAGUCUGUCUUUCCUUAGCCCUCUGAGUGAGCUGUGUAUGAACAAGUCCCAGGAAUUCCAAGAGUCUAGAGUGGCUUUUGCAGCAUGGGUCUGAGUGUACAAAGCCUACUGUGCGUGAGAUCCUCUCCUUCCGUUUCUGAAAUCUCUUACUCAGGUAAGGCCUCGCCAAGCCUCUAUGUACCCCACAAAGUUUCUGCCUCCAUGCUGUCCACAGCGCCUCUUCCCAGACAGCCAGGCCCAUCUGCUGCCCAGGGAAGCGCAGGCGCCUGCUAGGGACGCUAUGGAGCACCAUAAGUCCAAGGCGCUGCUCCUGCCUUGAAGCCACGCACUCCACUCCGCAGCCCUCCCGCUUCCUGCGUCCUCAGUGGGCUGAGCUGCCAGGGAGCCUUCCUGGACCUGUUCCCGUCCUAUGCAUUCACACUGGCAUCCUGGUUUGGGAGAAGAAAAACACUGGCCCUUAGCAGCAGCCCCGUUUCCAGAACGUGCUGGCUGUUACCCAAAGCCUGCUUGUCCCGCGGAGGACAGCUGCCUUUGACCCUGCUUGUUUGCCUCACUGGUUAUCUAAUGAGGAACAAACACUAACCUAAGGUACACAUCCCGUCUGGGCGGUAACUUCACUCCAGAGACUGCAAAAUCCCAGGAAACUUGGGUCUUGCUGCCCAUCCUUCCUCAGCACAGGGAACCCAGAAGCCCGUUGCACUGACAGAGGCUCACACCCUCUGGGUUUUGUUUUUUUUUUUAACUUCAUUUCUCUUCCAACCCAUUAUGUUCCUCUGCCGUCAUUCUUUACCUUUGUUGUAAGAACUUUAGCUCCAGGGAACUGAGGCAGAGGCCCCGUUUGUGGUCUGUGUUGACAGCCACCCACCCUCUCCCACCUCAUGCUCCUGCACCUGCACCACCAAGAUUGAUGCCAGAUUCAAAGCCAGGAAGGCCCAGUCCCUCCUCUGCUCUCCUCAAAAACGCAAAACAUUUUCCAACAAGAGCUGUCACAGUGGCAGCAAAGCAGGGGCCACCCAUCUCCACAGUCCUUCAGAGAGUUUCAGCUGCAUCCUGGUGUCCCACCCAGGUCGAGCCCCCGGGCUUCUGGAAAACAGUGUGUGCUCUACUUUGAUGGAAACAUGGCAAGGAAUUUAAAGACAGGAGUGUAUGAAUAUUAUUGAAGGUGUGUUCGUAACCUCUGAUUCUGUGGACUUGCCACUUCUCCAAACGCUCGAUUCCUUUGAAGAUUUCUUCUGAACGUGUGUGCGCAUGCUGGGCGGGUUUGUGCAUGCAUGUGGGGACCCCAGACUGUCAGCCUGCACAGGGAAGAUGGAUCCCAUCCUGAUUUUUAUAACCUGAAGGUUGGAGCCAGUGAGGAACUGGGAGAGAGUGAUUUAUAAGCACCAAUAUCAACUUCAUGUGGAUUUUUGACAAGGAGAGGUAGUUUGUAAUUUCAUUUAAAUUCUUUUCAGCAGCUGGAAAUAUUGCACUAUCUGAAACACUGAAUCUCCUUUUGUAACUGGUGUUCACUGACACCUUGAUGGCUCUUGAUGGCUCUAAAAAGUUGUAGGAUUUUUUGUUUUUGUAGCUAACUUAUGGAUUGAGAUGUGAUCAAAGGCUUUAUUAAAUUUGUACUUCAGCAUA